UUAGAUCCAAUAGAUCUACAUGCAGGCGAAUCAGCCUCAUGAAACUGAAACCAAAGUGCUACAGGCAGCAUACACACACACAUCGAACCAUUCAGAGCCGCACAUUUCUGAGUUGGUUUCCGUCAACGUGCGCCCACUACGGAGUUGCAGUGGUCAGUUUCAUGGUUCUGUCUGAAAUUCGUGCACCUCUGGUUCAGAAGUGUCUUCUUCCAUUGCAUUGCUUGAGCAGCGUCUUUAUCCUCCUAAAAUCACCAGAUGCAUUUUGUUGAUCAAGGAUGGAUGUGGCCUCACACAACCGGGGUGCAGGGAAAGAUGCAGGAGAUGCUUUUUCUAAGUUGGCUGAACUGAUGGCUCAGUCAGAGCAAAAGCAAGAUGGUCGCAACCAAAAGUCUCACCAGUCAGGUGUAUCCACUUGUGAAGAGUGCCACCAGGAUUUCCCAGAUUUGGCAGGACUUGUUCGUCACCAACAGAAACUCCAUGUCUUGCGGAAGCCUCACCGCUGCAAGGCGUGUGGCCAAGAGUUUGCGCUCCUUUCUACUCUCCAGUUGCACAAGUGCCUCAGCUCAGGCCCAGUCUGCCAGCUGUGCCAUGGAAAAGCCCAGCGCGGUGCCCCUUGUUCCGCAUGCUCCUCUGAGCUGGCAGACCCCAAGGGCCCACAGGAGCAGUCCCACCUCUACCGCCAUCACCAUGACAACAGCCCCUAUGCAUGUGCUCCCUGCGGUCGUGCUUUCAGCCACAAACAGGAGUUGCUGUACCACCAGCAGGCAGGUGGAUGUCAGCCAGCUCCACUUAGUCCCAAAGCUCUCAAAUCUUCUACUGUGCCAUCUUAUACCCCUGUUCCCACACCAACGCCCUCAUAUGCUUCUCUUCCCCCAUCACCCCCCGGGCCAGGAGCAUGCCUGCUUUGUAGAAGGGUUUUCCGCUCACCUGCAGGACUGGCUAAUCAUCAACGGGUCUGGCAUCCAAGCCAGUGGGCAAAGAAUUCAACUAAACUUCCACAGAAAUCUGCAGGGAAAAUGAAUGGCAAAACGGUGGAAUCAGAAUGUAAAAGUGCACCAGACUCUGCAAAGAAAAGCAAUGCGAGCCAGAAGAAGGGCCAGCAGUUCCCCUGCCGCUCCUGUGACCGGGUGUUCUCCCAGACCUCCAUGCUGCACCAGCACAGGAAAGAGGUGCACCGACGAGAGAAGAGACCAUGGCGCGAGCACAGGCCAUCAGCUAAGAGCACCAGGCAGAGGAAGAAAAGCGAAACAUACCCAUGCCUCGUCUGUGGCAAAGUGUUCCUCCAUCACCUGACGCGCUGGGCUCAUCUCCGCACGCACAGCGCCCAGCAGCAGAACCAGAUGCGAAAGGUUGCGCAAGGAGUGAAGCCAUCAAAGAUCACCAAGGAAACAAAGGCAGCUGAAAAGAACCCCACCCGGAAAGCCAAAAAGACUAAGUGCAGCUCCACAGCGAAAGCAGACACAAAAAAACAAAGGCGAAAGCGAGAGAUCCAUGAGGAGGAGGGCGAGUUCCCAUGCCCAUCUUGUCUUGAGGUUUUCAGCUCCCCAGCUGACCUCUGCAAGCACCAAGAGGUUCAUCAGCCGGCAGAAAUAACCAAGAAUUGCAGUGUUUGCAAGGAAGAAAUGACCCCUGUUGAAGGAAGAGCCAAUCUGCCUGAACUAUUAUACCAUUGUGUGCCAUGCAGGCAGGCUUUCUCCACACUGAGCAGCUUCUUGCAGCAUUGCCAGAUGCAUCUCCCCAGUGACAAUGACGAGGAAGGAUGUGAUGGUGAUGACUAAGUUCUUUAAUGCUUUUGUGAAGCCACCCUCUGUGCCGUUCCUGGGCUAGGUCAUGGUGAUGGAACUGAAUACACGAAUAGAGAUGAAUUGAGUUAUUGAUGACUCUAGAUUGAUAUGAUGACUCUUAGCUACCACCCGCUAUCACCAGCAAUAAGGCAGACUUUUUCAGGUUUGUGGAAAACUAUUUGUGUUGUGUAACUGAUUAUUUUUCCUCCUCCCUCAGUUUACAUUUUCUAUUAGGGUCUAUUUUUUUUUUUUUUUUUUUUUAAAGACUUACACCUGAGCCUUACAUUGAACCAAACUGUGCUUAAAUGUAUUUUAUUGAUGAGAUAUUGGGGUGAUGUAAAAUAUACUGCAUCAAGUAUAAUCGACACUGUGAUUGUUUUUCAUUCAGAAUUGUACAAAAAGAUGGUACAGGUACAAAAUGGCAGGACAUUAAAAUGAAAUAUCAGAC
This is a messenger RNA of Alosa sapidissima (American shad), 2232 nucleotides long. RefSeq lists its product as uncharacterized. Gene Ontology annotation, molecular function: RNA polymerase II transcription regulatory region sequence-specific DNA binding; DNA-binding transcription factor activity, RNA polymerase II-specific. Gene Ontology annotation, cellular component: nucleus. Gene Ontology annotation, biological process: regulation of transcription by RNA polymerase II. The transcript has 2 exons. Bases 276 to 1778 code for a protein of 500 amino acids. Lineage: Eukaryota; Metazoa; Chordata; Actinopteri; Clupeiformes; Clupeidae. The record is from RefSeq and is a predicted model, not a curated record.